Lactuca sativa (garden lettuce) is the source of this 2214-nucleotide messenger RNA. The record is from RefSeq and is a predicted model, not a curated record. Lineage: Eukaryota; Viridiplantae; Streptophyta; Magnoliopsida; Asterales; Asteraceae.
AUCGAACCGAAUGAAAUCCCUUUGCUUUUAGUCGUCUCUUCCUAUUUUAAAGUUAAACACCACAACACUUCUUUCUUGCUUUGGUGGGUUCUCUCUCUCUUUCUGUAAAACAUUUUACCUUCUGUCUUUGCAAAGUCCUCAAGAACGCUCUCACCCUGCGAUAACUACUUCACUUGGCUUAUAUACCCAUUUUCAAAGCUUGUAGCAUUUACAACUUGGUGUUGAUAUGGCAACAAGAUGAAGAAAAGAAUGGUGUUUUAGAUGGAUAAAGAUAUGGAAGAUGUUGAUAAACGGUAUGAGUGGCUCCACUCAGAACAUUCUUCUUCUUCUGCUGCUGGUGAGAUUUUUGGAGAGCCACAAAGGACUGCUCGGAUAGGAGAUGAAUACCAGGCACAAAUCCCAUUUUUGAUGACAGAAAAAGAGCAACUCACAACCUGUCAACAUGCUCAAAACAAAUUCAGAUUCGGUCUGUCGAUUCCAGUCAUUUGGAUUCACGUUCAACAUGCAAAGGGUGGGGGUAAGGGUAAAUCUGGAACAAACUGUCUGGUUCCUGGUUCAUCAAGUGAGUCAUGGAGCAUGAUGGAACAUGAUAGUUUUCUUCUUGGUUUAUAUAUAUUUGGCAAGAAUCUUGGUCUUGUGAACAAAUUUAUGGGGAAUAAAGGAAUGCGAAAUGUAGUAUCUUACUACUAUGGAAAGUUCUAUAGAAGUGGUGAACACCAAAAAUGGUCAAAGUUUCGGAAGAAGAGAAGCAGAAAGUCUGUACCUGGAAAAAAGAUUUUCAAAGGGUGGAGGCGACAUGAGCUUUUGUCCCGCUUACUUCCUAAUGUCACAGAUGAAUGCAAAACUAGUUUGACACAGGUGACUAGAAUGUAUGAGGAGGAAAAAAUUUCAUUUGACAAAUAUGUACUGACUGUAAGGGAUGCAGUGGGCAUCAAUCUUCUUGUAGAAGCCAUAGCCAUUGGGAAAGGAAAACGAGACCUUUCUGGUAGGGCCAAGAAGUCGAUGAAAAACAAGAAGCUUAACAGCAGCUCUGCAAUUGCAUGCUCCUCACUUGAACCACAGGAAAUUGUCAACCUUUUGAAGGAUGGAAUCGGAUUAAGCAAAGAAAGAUUAAAUGAAAUCUUCUGGGAAGUUGUGUGGCCUCGCCUUUUAGCAAGAGGAUGGCACUCUGAGCAGCAUAGAAAUUAUGCCUUCCAAAACUCUCAUAACCACAACAACCAAAACCACUCUUUGGUGUUUCUUGCACCUGGAGUCACAAAGUUUUCAAGACGAAGCCUCGAGAAAGGAAGUCAAUAUUUUGACUCCUUCAAUGAACUCCUGAACAAAGUUGCAUCAGAACCAUGGAUUCUUGAACAAGUACCUGACAACGACCAGGAGCACUCGGAUGAGGAUAAACAAAAGGAUUUGAUGAAAUGCACGAUUGUGGAUACCAGUUUGGCUGGGGUUGUUAAAGUGAGUGAGGUUACAAGUUUGCAUGUCCCCCAACAAUCAUCAUCUGGAGAAUCCGAACAAGAAACAACAGAAGAAUCUCAAGAAGAAAAUGCGAAUCAUGGUGUUGUUGAUUCGCAAGAUUGUGAGACUAGUGGUGUGGACCAUCUUGAGGAAGGAAAACCUGUAAGAAAACUUAAGUUGAUAUGCAAAGUGCCAAAACCAAGAAAACAUAACACGAGCAAUAAUGACAAGUUGUUGAGUUGUGAAGAUGAAGCUAUGGAAGAAGAUCCAGGUUGUAAGAAGAAGGGUGGAGGUAUAGUGAUAGACUUGAACAGGCCUCGAGUGGGUCCGGAUUCAGAUGGUGAUAACUCAGUUUUACAUGAAUGUGAAACAGCCACCAACCAAGCCAAGUUGAAUGGUGGUCAAAGGCAGAGCAGAAGAAACCGGCCAUUGUCAAUGAAAGCAUUAGAGGCUCUUGCUAAUGGAUUCCUGAACCCAAAGAAGAAGAGGAGAGGGACAGGGACAGAGGAGACAAGGGGUAGGUGUGUUCGUGCUAAAAGUAAAACUGCUCUUGUCUCAAGUUGUGGUGCACGCUACAUUGAAAACAGCAGCAGGGUGGAAGGAGUCUUCAGUGUGGUCAGUGAGUCUCCAAAAUGAAAUAUACCAAUACCUCAUACCUGUAGCUUGUUGCUCCUUGCUAUAACUUGAUGACAUUCUCAUCGACUUUUAUAUGAACCUGUUGAGCUCUUCUACCAAAUCCCACCUAAGCAUAUACUUUGAAUA